Neoarius graeffei (lesser salmon catfish) is the source of this 3545-nucleotide messenger RNA. Its product is annotated as heparan sulfate glucosamine 3-O-sulfotransferase 3B1-like. The transcript is spliced from 2 exons. The coding region runs from base 315 to 1532 and encodes 405 amino acids. Gene Ontology annotation, molecular function: [heparan sulfate]-glucosamine 3-sulfotransferase activity. The record is from RefSeq and is a predicted model, not a curated record. Lineage: Eukaryota; Metazoa; Chordata; Actinopteri; Siluriformes; Ariidae.
UGAAGCUGAAGGAGCGCGCGCGCUGGGGCGGUUCGGGGUUCUGCUCUCUUCUUUUGGACAUUGUGGUCAGAAGUGGUUCGGUUCGGUUCGGUUCUGGAGCUUCCCCAGCCUUUUCUUCGUGCCACUUUCGAGCAGUCUGGCUGUCGGUGAGGUUUAUUCCCCGUGAGGACUGGCAUGGCUUGUGCAUCCUGACGCACGCGCGCGCCCUCCUGCCCUCCGUCCUGCCCGCCCGCGCGCGCGUCCUGGAGACCCUCUGCCCCCCCGUGUGAAGAUGUCCGGGUGGAGUCCGGUCCACACCGCACCCGCCGAGGCUUAUGGAAUAUAGCCUGCUCCGCGCGCACCAUCCGUAUGCUCUGCCAGCGAGUCCGGUGAGGCGGAAGCUCGCGCUGUUCGGCAUCAUGCUCGCGCUGUGGCUCUACGUGCUGUACUCGUGCGUGGGCUCGUGCGCCACCGUGCCGAGUUUACGCGCAGACCGGCGCCGCACCGAGGACCCCGCGGGCUUCAGGUCGGGAGUCGGGUCCCGGUUAGUUGCACGAGCGCGCGCCUGGGAGGACGACGAGCAGACGAGCGUCGGGCUGUUCUCUAGAGACUUGAACAACGUCAAGACCGACGACGGACCGGAUGCCAGGACGCUUCCCCGAGAUGCCCUGAUGAACGGCAACGAGGCCGAACCGGAGCCGCGGGGGGGAGACGCAGGAGCAGAGCGCCGGUCCCCGGUGCACAGCGGCGGCUUGUCCACCUUCUCCAACGGCUCCGGGACCAAGCGGCUGCCGCAGGCCAUCAUCGUCGGGGUGAAGAAAGGCGGCACGCGCGCGCUGCUCGAGUUUCUCCGCGUGCACCCGGACGUGAGGGCGGCGGGAGCCGAGCCGCACUUUUUCGACCGUUUCUAUGACAACGGCUUGGAGUGGUACAGAGACCUGAUGCCCAAGACCCUGGAGGGCCAGAUCACCAUGGAGAAGACGCCCAGCUACUUUGUGACCCGUGAAGCUCCAGCUCGGAUCUGUUCCAUGUCACGUUCCACCAAACUCAUCGUGGUGGUGAGGGAUCCAGUCACCCGGGCAAUCUCGGACUACACACAGACACUGUCCAAAAAGCCAGACAUUCCCUCCUUCGAAAGCCUGACUUUCAAAAACAGGACUACGGGCCUUAUCGACACCUCAUGGAGCGCCAUCCAGAUCGGCAUCUACGCCAAGCACCUGGACAACUGGCUCCAGUUCUUUCCCAUGCACCAGAUCUUGUUCGUGAGCGGUGAACGGCUGAUCAGCGACCCAGCUGGAGAGCUUGGCCGUGUACAGGACUUCCUGGGCCUCAAGAGGAUCAUCACAGACAAACACUUCUAUUUCAACCAGACCAAGGGCUUUCCAUGCCUGAAGAAGGCUGAAGGAAGUAGCAAGCCUCAUUGCCUGGGCAAAACCAAAGGCCGAACACACCCCAAUAUCGACCCUGAGGUGGUGCAGAGGUUACGAGACUUCUACAGACCCUUCAAUAUGAAGUUCUACCAGAUGACUGGACACAACUUUGGUUGGGAUUGAAAGUGAACUCCAAAAACUGAAACCUAUUUGUGUUUGAAAUGACAAGAGAUGUGACAAUUGCUAUCUAUAUAUAUGUAAAUGUACAGAAAUCUAUUUUAUAAUAAUUUAUUUUUUAAUUUUUAAGCAAUUAAUUCACUAAGCUGCCUAACCAUAUUUGUACAGCGCAUCUGGCUCACAUUUACACCCCUGUCCCACAACAUUCCUACUCAACCCCCCCAACACCAUCUUUUAUUAUUUUUUUUUGAAUGGUUGGAUCAGUAGGCCUAAUUGCUACUCACAGUGCCCUUGAUUCAUGAAUAUUUUGCUCGGAUAUAUAUAUAUUUUUUUUUCUACCAACACGCACUAUGAACGGGCAUUUUAUCAGUGGAGCAAUCGUACGGUGGACUACACUGCGGCAACGUGUCAUUAUGCUAAUUCCGUAACAUAUGAACCUGAUUAGAUCUCUCGGGUCUCAUUGCAUCUUGGGAUAAUGAGGUGAACCAGAUUGGGUCAGUGCCAGAGAUACUGUCAUGCAGGUGGUGUGAUGUGAUCUAAAGUGCAGUCGGAAGAUACUGUGGUUCCUCAAGCGCAAGAUCUCGAAGUGGAUCGGACCAAUCGGCACUCUAUCUCCUCCUUUUCAGGGUUGAUCUCGAUUGAUUUCUUGUUGCCAAAUUAACCUUUGCAAGUUUGUAACUUCAUUAUAAAGCCUCAAAUGUUUUUGUCUCAGUUUGUGUUGCACAUUUUCGACAUUAUUUUCUCUUUCAACUUGAAUUCUUUUUAUGCAAGAGGGAGAAACUGUCUAGCUAGCCAUCUGUUGUACAUCGUGUAGCCUCCAAGAUGAGAGGAAUUCCUCAGCACCGCAGCCCUGCUCUACCUGCUCCUCCUCAGUUUAAGGAAAACAACGAUUCAGGAUAGACUUCUAACUUUUUGAUGUGUCUAAUACUUAAAUGGAAAACAUUUAUGCAAAAGGCACGAGCAAAUGUACUAGCAGUAGUGUAGCAUGAUUGGUUGAGUUUGAAGGUUCUACGGUAAUUUUUUUUUUUUUUUUGGUAAAUUUUUCAAUAAAAUUGAGGCAAAAAAAGAGUCUCUCAUAUCAGAGGACAUUUAGGUUUUUAAAGAAGAGAUUUUUGACAGAUUUGGAACAGGGUUGAAUUGUGAAUGUACUGAAGCCAUGAAUCACUUAAACAUGUGAAGAUCCAGUACUGAGGAAAGUGCUUGUGUGAUUAUAUAUAUAUUUUUUUUUUGCAAAGGAUGGGUGUGGAACUCAAAUGUGGUCAGCAACUGCGCAUUGAUUUUACUUUUGAUGAUUUUGUGCCUCGAACUCCUUCUGUAUGAUGCUGAAGCCCACAUCCUUCCAUUUAGGAGGGAAAUUUUAAUACGAAUCAUCUGUGAGGACAUAGCCAUGAGCAUCCACCACAUGUGGAUUUCAGAAGUGAGCAGGAAAGAGAAGGCACAAAUUUUUACACACAUUUCUUAUUUUCUUCUAUUUUCAAUCCUCAUUUAUUGCAAAAACACACACCAACCAAACCAAACUUGCAAAAGCUUGCCGUAACCAUAAAGGGAUCACUGAAGUUUGUUUCCAGCAUUCGGAUUGGACCUAAUCAUGGACUAUUUGUACAGUGGUUGAGAUUGGAAGUUUCUGCUACCUCAACAAUGCUAUUCUGUAUUUGCAGAAACAUCUCUUCCACAAAGACCUCAAGCAGUAGUAAUAAUGAUUUGCGGAUCUCUUCUCGAGUUCACAGAUACUCGAGAAGCCCUGGGUUUUUAUUUGCUUGGGAGAAUUUUGAAACCUCUGCUCAUGGUCAAGUAGUCCAUGCUUCUGAUGAAUCUGUUUAUGGUUGAGUUUUAUUCAACCUCCUAUUCAGAUCGUGAUGUUUGUCUUACCCCACGUAUAAUAAAUAGGCUAGCGAGUCUGUAUGUAAAAACAACAACAAAAAAAAGACAUGUAAAUCAAGUAUUUUGUGGUAUCUAUCUAAAAAUAAUUUUACACCAUGAAUGAGCAAAAUGGAGCAGAUAUUUCUAGACAAUUAAAUA